AUGCUGGUUUUCUUCUUCCUUACUUUCGCACCGUACUCUGCAGGUACUUGCAGUUUUAUUAUUAUUGUUAUUGUUAUUAUUGUAAGUACGUACUAGGCGGGCCAAAAAGUUCUUCUUAAGUAUUACUGUUUAAUAUUAAUUUUGAAAAAUUUUCUACCGUGCUGAUUUCGAAAAUCGAUUCGGUCCGAACGGUGCACCUGACGAAUUGUGCACCUGGCUGAACGGGGCACCUGGCUGAAUUGUGCACCUGGCUGAACGGGGCACCUGGCUGAAUUGUGCACCUGGCUGAACGGUGCACCUGACAUUUUCUUGUUUGAACAGUGCACCUAGGCGAAUAGUGCACCUUGAAAAAAAGUUUUUUGUGCAUUAUUGAAGAAAAUUUGAAAGGUUUUCGUGUCGGGACAAGGAGAAACGAUUUUUUUGGAAAAUUUUAAUAAAUUUUGAAAGGUUUUCGCUUCGGGACAGGGAAAAAGGAUUUUUUUUUUGGAAAAUUUUAAUAAAUUUUGAAAGGUUUUCGCUUCGGGACAGGGAAAAAGGAUUUUUUUGGAAAAUUUUAAUAAAAUUUGAAAGGUUUUCGCUUCGGGACUGGGAAAAAGGAUUUUUUUGUAAAAUUUUUAAAAAUUUUGAAGGGUUUUCGCUUCGGGACAGGGAAAAAGGAUUUUUUUUGGAAAAUUUUUGGAAAAAUUUAAUAAGCUUUUCACUAACAAAGAAAUCAGUUAAAACGGCUUACCUUGAUCCCCAUUUGUCAUAUAAAAAAAUCCGUCAAGGAAAUUGAGGAAUUUGCCUUGAUCUACCCUUGCCAUAUUUAUCUUUUCACAACCAAAAAAAUCCUUUUUCUCUGUCUCGAAGCGAAAACCUUUCAACUUUUAUUAAAAUUUUCCAAAAAAAAUCCUUUUUCCCUGUCCCGAAGCGAAAACCCUUCAAAAUUUUUAAAAAUUUUACAAAAAAAUCCUUUUUCCCAGUCCCAAAGCGAAAACCUUUCAAAUUUUAUUAAAAUUUUCCAAAAAAAUCCUUUUUCCCUGUCCCGAAGCGAAAACCUUUCAAAAUUUAUUAAAAUUUUCCAAAAAAAAUCCUUUUUCCCUGUCCCGAAGCGAAAACCUUUCAAAAUUUAUUAAAAUUUUCCAAAAAAAAUCCUUUUUCCCUGUCCCGAAGCGAAAACCUUUCAACUUUUAUUAAAAUUUUCCAAGAAAAAUCCUUUUUCCCUGUCCCGAAGCGAAAACCUUUCAAAUUUUAUUGAAAUUUUCCAAAAACAUCCUUUUUCCCUGUCCCGAAGCGAAAACCUUUCAAAUUUUAUUAAAAUUUUCCAAAAAAGAUCCUUUUUCCCUGUCUCGAAGCGAAAACAUUUCAAAUUUUGUUCAAUUGUUCAUGAAAAAUCUCUUUUUCAAGGUGCGCUGUCGCCCAGGUGCACUGUUCGCCCAGGUACAACGUUCGCCCAGGUGCACAGUUCAAAACGUGUCAGGUGCACCGUUCGCUCAGGUGCCCCGUUCAGCCAGGUGCACUGUUUGUUUCAGGUGCACCGUUCGGACACAACCCGAAAAUCAUGUUUUUUUUGAAAUUUACAUUUUUUUCUCAAGUAUUGCGGAAAUGUCUUGACGCGGAAUGCAUGCGUCCUCGCAGUGCGAAGACGUUUUAAGACUUUUUGGCCCGCCUAUCACAUUUAGGGCAACCUACAGCUGCUGCGGGUCAAGAUGCAACAGCUCUUCGAAUCGAGGCAUCAACUCUGCCAAACCCGCAACCCGUCGAGUAUGUUGAUAUUACAUACAUAUCGAAUUACAUACGUAUAGAAUUCUUUGACUCUCAAUAUUUCAGCUGUGAUAGAGGCAAAUACGCGGUUGGAAACAAGUGCCAUUUGUGCUAUUCCGCAUGCAUUUCGUAGGUUAUCCAAAGUCGUUAUUUAUUGUCAUUACCACCCAUUACACUAUGAAUUUUUUAAAGUGUUACAACACAAAACGAUUUAAGAUGCACUGGAGGCGGAAAGACGUACGAUCUGGGCAACGAUUGCAAUCGAUGUCAUCUCCUCUAUUCCGAUGUAAAAGUUGCGAUCAGUGAUGGGUAUAAUACUCAGAAUGGAGACGUUGCGGAGCAAGCAGCCAAGGCAAGUUAAAUACCUACAAUCAGGACUACGAACUCAGGUAUCUUGUUUCAAACUGACAGAACUCAAAGAAGAAACCAAGAGAAUUGAUCUCUACAGUCGCGUCUAUGGCCGUCUUGUCCCUUCCAAAGACAAUGAGAAUGAUCAGUACGGUGCAUAUGAGCGGCGUGUGCAGGACACGGCGGGUCUUGAAGAUAUCUGA
This is a messenger RNA of Bursaphelenchus xylophilus (pine wood nematode), 2294 nucleotides long. The record is from the annotation of a GenBank genome assembly. NCBI's taxonomy places the organism in Eukaryota, Metazoa, Nematoda, Chromadorea, Rhabditida, Aphelenchoididae.